AUGGCGGCAAUUUUGGAGCGCACUUGGAAUUGGGUACUUAAGGUGGCUCAACUCGCCCAAGUUCAUGUGAAAAAUGCCGCCAACUAUCACCAGGUGGGUCGGCUACAACAGCUACUGUUUCUCAGUCCUCAUUUAUGCUUGAUCCUCAUCCUUUCCUUCAUGGCACACAUGCACACAUUCACAGGCUUUUCCCAGUCCAGAUCAUAUUUCACAAAAGGAAUUGGCUCCUGCCAGUCACAUGACCUCAGCAAGCUUGACGUGGCUACCAGACCUACACGAAAAGGGGUUAGGCAUUAA
Protopolystoma xenopodis is the source of this 297-nucleotide messenger RNA. The record is from the annotation of a GenBank genome assembly. Lineage: Eukaryota; Metazoa; Platyhelminthes; Monogenea; Polystomatidea; Polystomatidae.